This is a messenger RNA of Vigna angularis (adzuki bean), 2053 nucleotides long. Its product is annotated as wax ester synthase/diacylglycerol acyltransferase 7. Gene Ontology annotation, cellular component: plasma membrane. NCBI's taxonomy places the organism in Eukaryota, Viridiplantae, Streptophyta, Magnoliopsida, Fabales, Fabaceae. The record is from RefSeq and is a predicted model, not a curated record. Gene Ontology annotation, molecular function: long-chain-alcohol O-fatty-acyltransferase activity; diacylglycerol O-acyltransferase activity. Gene Ontology annotation, biological process: triglyceride biosynthetic process. Bases 29 to 1447 code for a protein of 472 amino acids. The transcript has 5 exons.
UAAAUCUGAUUAGUCCAACAACAGCGUCAUGAAGAACUCAGAAGAUGUUACAGAACCAGUGAGUCCUAGCGGACGAUAUUUCAACACCACAGUGUUGUGUGCUUAUGUUUUUGGCUUCUUAGAAUCAGAAACUCCAAUUGAAAUUUCUCAAGCCAAGUAUUUGUUAGAACAAGUGUUUCUACCAUUGAAUCCACGAUUCUCUUCCAUAAUGGUGAGAGAUGAAAAGGGAGAAAUGAAAUGGAAAAAGGUAGAGGUGAAGGCUGAAGAUCACAUAAAGGUUCCAACAUUCCCAGAAAACGAGUCACCGGAAUCGUAUGACCAAUAUUUUGAUGAGUAUGUGACAGAGUUGAUGAUGGGAAGAACAGCACAAGAUAAACCCCUUUGGGAAAUUCAUGUGAUCAAAUACCCCACAAGCACUUCUGCUGGCACCUUGAUAUUCAAACUUCACCAUGCUCUUGGAGAUGGUUACUCCCUUAUGGGAGCUCUUCUGUCUUCUCUUCAAAGAGCUGACGACCCUUCUCUUCCUCUCUCAUUUCCUUCACGAAAAUCUUCAUCAUCAUCAUCAACUUCUGAGAAGGGUUUCUUCAAGCGGUUCUCUUCCACAGUGUUAUCUCUUUUCAACUCUAUUUCAGACUUUGGAUGGAGCAUAGUGAAAAGUACUGUUGUUGAGGAUGAUAAAUCACCUAUAAGGAGUGGUGAGGAAAGUGUGGAGUCUCUACCUUGUGUCAUAUCAAACAUAUCCUUCUCUCUUGAUCAAGUCAAAAACAUCAAGUCGAGUGGUAAGAGUAAUUUGCUGGGAUUGACAAUAAACGAUGUGAUAACAGGGGCAAUCUUCUAUGGGAUUAGGCUAUACAUGCAAGAGAUUGAUAACGAGGCAGGGAAAGCAAAUUCAACAGGAUUGGUGGUGCUGAGUACAAGGAACAUUGGAAGUUACCAAUCAGUUCAAGAAAUGAUGAAGGCUGAUUCAAAAUCUCCUUGGGGGAAUCAUAUCUCUUUCUUGCAUGUACCAAUACCUAAGCUAAGCCAAACCAACAUAUCCAACCCUCUUGAAUUUGUGUGGAAAGCUCAAAAAGAAAUUAAGAGGAAGAGAGAUUCUUUCACUGUGGAUAUGGAGCUGAAAUUGAGAGGAUAUGAGGCAGUGGCUAAACAUAUCUAUGAGACACUGAGGAACUCAAGUGUUGUUGUGUCGAACUUGAUUGGACCAGUGGAACCUAUGGUUUUGGCAAAUCAUCCUGUCAAAGGCUUGUACUUCACAAUGACAGGUGGACCAGAGAGUAUAAAUAUUUCAGUUAUAAGCUACACAAGAACCUUGAGAAUUACCUUGAAAACACAGAAAGGCUUUAUUGAUGAGAAGAAGUUCAAAUUGUGCGUGGUGAAAGCCUUUGACGUCAUAUCCAAAGCAGCAAUGGAGAUAUAUGAUACCCAACAAAAGCAAAGGCUAAAUUAACCAAAAAUGUUAUGUUUGUAACAAUUCUUAUAACAAUAUUAUUUUCUCUCUAUCACUUUUUUACAUGUUAUUUAUUACGUAUUGUAAUUACGGAAAUAAAUACAAACAAAUGAAGCUGCAUAAAUUAUUAUAUAUGUAUAUCAUAUCUCUAAAUUAAUCAUAUAAGAAGAAAGAAACAAUAAAGAAUAAGAGAGAUUUUGGUAUUUUCAUAGUCAGUUUAAUUUCCUAAACAACGGAGGAAUAACACACACUCCAAAAGGUCUUUUGCUCUCCACCUCUGGGCUUUAAUACCAUUUGUAAAGAAUAAGAGAGAUUUUGGUAUUUUCAUAGUGAGUUCAAUUUCCUAAACAACGGACGAAUAACACACACUCCAAAAGGUCUCUUGCUCUCCACCUCGGGCUUUAAUAUCAUUUGUAGGAAGAUUCAACACACACAUAAGAUCUCCAUACUGAUAAGAUAUUGUUCGCUUUGGGCCAAGCCCUCACGGAUUUGCUUUUGGUACCACUAAAGAUCUCUUACCAAUCAAGGUAUCUUAUUUGUCUAUAAACUCAUGUUCAUCUCUUAUUUUAUCUGAUGUGAGACUUUGUUUUGUACCCAACAUAGAAA